Messenger RNA from Mytilinidion resinicola, 425 nucleotides. RefSeq lists its product as uncharacterized. The transcript has a single exon. NCBI's taxonomy places the organism in Eukaryota, Fungi, Ascomycota, Dothideomycetes, Mytilinidiales, Mytilinidiaceae. The coding region runs from base 51 to 311 and encodes 86 amino acids. The record is from RefSeq and is a predicted model, not a curated record.
UCCACGUAUGUAUGUAUGUAUGUUCUAUUAUGGCCAUGCACCCGUAGGGUAUGGGCCGUUACUAUGCGCUAGCUGAAUACAUCCUGCCUCCGUUAAACCCAGAAGCGAGCGGCAGCGGCAGCGCCCACCUGGACUUGAAGGUGCGUCCUACAUGCGUUUUAGUCACGCAACCCAUAUUCGACAAAUUCAUAAACAAUGCGCAUAAACACAUGAUAUUGAACAUAUCGGCGAGAUACAGAAGAUGUGCGCAAAUUGCGCUUCGAGGAUCAGAAAGACCACCGGACUGGUCAGUCGCCUGUCCAGACUACUAAGAGAUUGAAGGCGGGAAAAGGCCCCGAUUGAACGACUAACCACUUGGUUCGGCGUCAAUAAGAUCCUCUGACCACCCACCGGUACCCUAGGUAGUUGAAACUCCUGCAUCGAGG